This is a messenger RNA of Nannizzia gypsea CBS 118893, 738 nucleotides long. RefSeq names its product mitochondrial 54S ribosomal protein YmL4. NCBI's taxonomy places the organism in Eukaryota, Fungi, Ascomycota, Eurotiomycetes, Onygenales, Arthrodermataceae. The transcript has 3 exons. The record is from RefSeq and is a predicted model, not a curated record. Gene Ontology annotation, biological process: mitochondrial translation. Gene Ontology annotation, molecular function: structural constituent of ribosome. Bases 1 to 738 code for a protein of 245 amino acids. Gene Ontology annotation, cellular component: mitochondrial large ribosomal subunit; mitochondrial ribosome.
AUGCGUCCAAAAGUAUCAAUUGCUCACUUGGCUCGCCAGGGAGGCCUCUCGCUGGCCGAGCUGCCUCCUCCCUUCCUCGCUCCCGCCCUUUACACUCCUAUAAUAACAGUCUCACAAUCAUCCAAAUUUUCUACCUCUGCCUCGUUCCAAGACCGGAACAAGCUUCGUGGAGUCUCUGCUAUCCAUAGAAGCGGACUUAAACAUCGUUUGGGAGUGUCAAAGUACCAAUUGCCAGUUCCAGAGAACCCGACAAGACAUGAGCCACGCGAUGUCAACCCCGAUCACGGUCUCUGGGGGUUCUUUCUUCCAAACAAGGAGGCUUUUCCUACCCCAGAGCAGGAACACGCGCAUGGCCGCGCUUGGACUGUUCAAGAAUUACGCCAGAAAUCGUGGGAUGACCUCCACUGUCUAUGGUGGGUGUGCGUAAAGGAACGCAACCGGAUUGCCACAUCCAAUAAUGAAAGAGACAGACUAAAGGCUGGAUACGGAGAGUACGAGGCCGGAGACAGAGACAAGACGAUCGUCGUUACACAGAACAAUAUCAAGCAUGUUCUGAGGGAGCGAUGGAACGCCUGGUCCGAGGCUCGUGACUUGUACAAUGACGGCUAUAAACCAGAGCAAGACGAACUCCUAGAAACUGCCGAGUACCAGGAGGAUCCAAUGCCUGCAGAGGUGCCGGUCGAGGACCUUAAGGCCGGUGAAACAAAGUCGAGAAGUCAGCCUGCUGCUUCUGUAUGA